UGUAUUGCGGUAUGACUUCAGAGAAAAUCAUGAUAAAACUGUGUAAAGAUUCAGAGUCCUGCAUAACGCCGCGGAAUAUACACUUACACGAAAAUAAUAUAGGCAUAUUUUAAGCGAAAUUGUUAAAUACUUAGUAAAAUAUACAAUGUAUGACAAAUAUAUCUUUUCUAAAACGCAGUGUAGAAAAUAGUUGAUAUAUUUAUUAUUACGGGAGAACGGAUGUUAUGUGAAUUUUAAUAUUUUACCUUUUUGUGUUUAAAAUAUAUGCAGUUACGGAUGAUAAUUCGAAAGUGACAACUGUCAUAUGCUUUUGUUCAAUAUAUAACGUUUAUGGAAAAAUAGGAUAUUUGUAAAAAUAAUGUUGGAUAUUGAUUUUGUAAUAAUUUAAAGUUGGAAUAUAUUGUACUGGAUUUUAAGCCGAGGGAUAUUUCAAAUAACUUAUCGAGAGUAAACAUGGGGAAGAACUGGUGCAGACGAAAUAGAAUUAAAGGUUGCUAAGUUACAAUGGCUCAUCACCUUGAAGGCAGAGUGGAUUUGACAGCUAUUGAAAGGUCGAGACUGCUUGGAUCUUUAUCGGCAGGGUCUCUCGGACAGCUUGGGUCAGUCACAUUUUCAGCAGCGGACUCGAGUUUGAGCCAACUUUCAGCUUCGGGAUCUGAACUGUCAAGGUCGGCAUCACCUACUACCCUCCAGCAGUAUGCUAGCAGAUUUCUACCAUCAUCUGGUCUACCACCUACAGGUACCAAUUACGCAAUGAUGGCAAGCUACCUCAGCAAUGCGGGUCAUGUUCCGGAAGCACUCAAACAUCUGAUACCGGAAAUGCAGCAAUAUUGGUCGGCAGCACAACAAGAUAGCUACGCACGAUAUCUUUUGGGCAACAUGUAUUACCCCUAUUUGCCAUACCUACCGGCAACUGAGUCGCUGGCAUUAUUUGCUCAAAACUCAAACGUUGCUCAGAUGGAGGCCGCAUUGCAGGCACAGGCGGUGCAACACCGGAUAUAUGACCUACAGAAAGAGGCACUUUUUGGUCAAAGUGCAUAUACACAUAGUUUGUACCCUCACUCUCAUCUAUAUUCACCGAACAGUCAAUUAGAGGCUACAAACCUAUCAUUGCCAAGUUCAAGCCGGGAUCGACCUAGUGACCGACCUAAAGAAAUCGAAUCCGGAAGACAUGAUAUAAAGAAAGAGUCUGACAAGAAAAUUGACAAAGAAAAAACAGAAGUAGACAGCCUGAGACUUUCCAAUGAUCAGGUUCCUGAUAAAAGUAAACCUAUUGAUGGUAGUGAAAGAACACGUGGAAGGUUAUUAAAAACUGAAGACCGAGACAAAAUUAAAAGUAGUGCGAAAUUAACAAGAACUCAAACUUUUGAGUCAGACAAUAAGAAAUCAAACGAUACAUGUGUACCGGAAAAUCUUUCCAAAAAGAGAAAGCCUGUUGAUAACUCUGACAUAAUUAUACUUGAUUCUCCAAAAUCAUAUGUAAGUAAUGAACAUUCUGACAUUGAUAAUCAUGAGUCAAUCAAAUCUAAUUCUAACGGAAACAUAAUGAAUCGAGAAAAUGGCACAGGUCUGCCUAUACAUAGUCCAGUAGAAAUAUUAUCACUAAGCCCUACGAGGCAUAGCCUUGUAACUAGUCCGGAAAAUUGUCCUAAAAUUUCUGAAAGUUCUGAACGCAAGCGACGAGUAGUAAGUCCUGUGGGUAAGAGAAAAGAGAUAUGUGUUGAAGACCAAGACAUGCCAGAAAAUCUGUGUAUCAAAGAUAGAGACAAGUCAAAAGAGGCAAAGAGCGUGUCCCAAACAGAAUUACUGAAGACUCAUACUAUAAACACUACAUCGACUGUUGAUGUUAACUCAAAAUUGGACAUAAACACUACGGAUGUCAAUAGCAAAUAUCAAGGCAAAGCAUCAAGUUUGUCCCCGUCACAAACAAGCCCUUCUUUAUCAAAACAGACAACAGUCACCACGUACUCUCUUCCAUACUAUCAUAAUCUGUAUGCUCGUUCCCAACCGCAGGAUGGAAAGCGUGUUCACGCCACAACAUAUGUCCCAGAAAUAGGUACCAUAUCUAGUCCUGUCGCUGGUGCGCCAUCUGUCAUAAAUGUUGUUGACACUAAACAUAAACUCAGAGAAAAACUCCAGUCAGAAGAUAUUCAACCAUGUAGUGGUGAUAGAAAGUCACCGAUUUUGGUGAUUCCAACGAAAACAGAUAAUUCCAAACAAAAGAUUAAGGAUUUUAGUCAAACUUUAUUUAUUGAAACGAGUGAGCAAAGUAUAUUUGAUCUAAGCAGAGACGAAAAAAGUCCCUUUUAUUGCAAUAACCGGAGUUGUGUUCAAUCAAACUUAAAAUCGUCAAAUGAAGGACUUGUGUCUCCAACCGGUUCAGACUCAAAAUGUACAGAUACAGAAAAAUCAAUUGACCUUUCCAUGAAGAAAAACUAUAGCUCACGAAGUCACAGUCAAGGAGGAAAUAAGGAUUCUUCAAGGUCACCUGUAAUGCGUAAGCGAGAAGUGCUUAAUUCACCAAAAGGAAUCGAAACUGAAAAACUGGUUGCGCAGGAUCUGAGAAAAUUCUCUGACAGGGCGCAUGACUUGAGGAAAAAUCAUGACAAGCCAAAAGAAAAUGUAAGUGAUAAUGUUAAGAAAAGUGCCGAGAAACGCAAAGCGUGUGAUUUGAAUCACAAUUCUAAAGAUCCGAAUGAAAUGGAAGUUUCAAAGAAACUUAAGAAGUAUGUGCCUUCCAAAUGUGUAAAUGCUCUUGAUAAUGUGAUAUCAUUGACAGACAGUGAUGAUUUAAAGGAAAAGUCAAAGGAUUCCGAAAGUGAUUUGAAUAAGAAUAAAACAGACAAAACGACAAUACAAGUUGUAAAAGAUAAUAGACAAAGUGCAAAUGGAAUGACAAACAAACAUAAGAAUUCGGUUAAGCCAUUAAACGGUACAAAGGAUUUACCUGAUAUUGACAAAAAGAAUACAAAGCAGACUCAACAUACAGCUGUUGAUUCUCCAAAACCGAAAAGUUCAACUUUGAAACAAACUGAUGGGAAUAGUCAGCCAACAGGAAUUCCUGUUGGCAUAGCUGUUGCCAGGCAACGGAAUAUUGCACCAAAAGUUAGUUCAGUAGAAAACGACACUAAAAAGACAUCAGAAGACACGAAGAAACAACAUCCUGUGGCGGAUGUGAAACCUAUUAGACCGCUGAAGGUUAUCCGACCUUCAACCAAGGGUUGUGGUCCGACUGUCUCUGACAAACGAAAUGAAUUGCCAGCAAAUUUGAUAGUAACAGGAGGGGCGACGCCACCAGGAGUAUUCUGGCCCGAUGAUCCGGCGUCCCGACAGCUGGCUGCCCAGUUUUUACAAGCGGGUCAUCCUCUGCCACCUACAAGCUGGUACGGAGCGGGAGCAUUUCCAUUUCCACAAAAUGUCACCACGACAAGCUCCGGGGUAACACAAGCAAAUCAAAUGCCAUUUACAGUUCCAGCGGGAUACAAACUAGCGCAAGAUUCUGUAACGGGACAGAUUCUACUAUUACCUACAGGUUCCGAUGUCUUUGACAGUAGUCGGUUAUUUAGCGGUUUGCCUGUUGGCAGUCAAAUCACCGGUGGACCAGGGUUUGGAAACCCCGUCCUACCGAGUCAGAGUACUCCAGUCACAUUGUCCGCUACACCAUCCAUAUUUCCAGGACACUCGUCUGAUAAACCUUCAACUCUUGAAAUAGGUUUACCAACAUUUGCUCCGAUGUUUACAGGAAACGUGCUCAACACUCCAGAAGUAGCAGCUAAGGACGACAAACUAUUAUCCACAACUCAGUCCAACACGACCAAUGCAAUUACCCCGUCAAUUAUAUUGACUGCCGGUCACGAAAGCACACCUGGUCCAGGGAACCGUGAUGCCACUAAUUCAACUAAGUCCGAGAUUAUUAAUCUAUCACAGACUGCAACUGUUUCAGAACUUGCUGUUGUGUCCGGACAACCAUGUACAUAUACAUUUCCAUCGCCAACUGUACCGAUUGUUCUUAAUCAGGCACUGUUAACUACACAAAAUGUUCCGGAUAAUUGUCCGGAAGUGACGCAGCUUAAACACGAUCAUACUUCCGUUCAAUCACGCGGAACGUCUCCAAUGUUACCGGCAUCUGAUUCUUGCGCCGAGGAUACAGAGGAAAAUAAAUCUGAUGAUAACGCUGAUGAAAUUUUAGAAGUAUGUGAUAUUGAAGACAAUAAAAAUGAAACUGUUAAUUUAAAUAGCGACUCAGUGGAGAUACAUCGUUGUGAAGUAACACAAACUUCAAACAUUAAGGAAGAUAAAAAUAGUAUAAAAGAUGAUUUAAGAAUGGGGCUUUGUUCAAAUAAGUCAACUUUUGACUCGUUACAAGUACAAACAAACAUUGACAAAACUCAAAAUACAAAUAAAAUCGACAAAUUGAAACGUGAAAAGGACUCAGGGACAAGUGAAAAUAAAGCUGAAUUGGAAUUGAAAGACCGCGCUAAAUCCCCAAGGUCAAGCAGGAAUAUAUUCACUGACCUAACUGAGUAUAAUCCAUUCAUGGAUCCCCAGGUUUUACAGGCAGCAGACGGACUUGAACUUUUAAGUGCUCUAGCUGAGAAAAGUGCAAUGCGUUUGAAUGAAGAAUCUAUACCGAAAGAAAACGCAAAAGAAGAAACUUCGAUAAGAAAGAUUGAACAUAUUGACGACGUAGUAAAAGUCGAAAGUGAUAUAAAAGAAGUAAGGAAGGUUGAUAUUAAAAGUAAUAACAAAAGCGUAAAGGACGAUACCGAAAAAAGAAAACAGAAAGAUAUAAUUGAUGGAAUAGCUAAGGAUGUACCAAUUAAACCACGGAUAAAAUGUGGAUUUGCUUUUAAGCCUAAAAAGGAAAAGAAAAAGUCAGUAUUGGAUGAUUCCAAAAAGAUGACAACAUUUUGUGGCAUAUCAAUUCCAGAAGAAACAGACCUUGAUUCUUUUCUCGAAAUAGAUGACGAUGUGAUAGACUCCAUUGAGAUGCAGAUGAAAAUGAGACUGGCAGAGCUCCAGAAAAGAUACAGGGAAAAACAGAAGCAGCUUGCAAAAUUGACACCAAAGAAGUUAAAAGACACAGAAAACAAGACAAAAGACGAAACGAAACAAAAGACCGGAAGUGACACAUUAAGAGGCCCCGGAAGGCCAAAGAAAAAGAUGAAAGAUUCCAGUGGAAGCUCAGAUAGUAUAAGCGACAAACUUUCAAAAUCGAAAACCGGUGAGCACGGCAGCAAAUCGUCCCCUCCAUCUUCUACCAGCGGCGGUUCGGCGGGACAACAUGGACCGGCAAAGAAGAAGAAACUCGCAGAAAUGCUCGUUGACCGAGUGUUCCGAAAGACAGGAAGUUCCUUCAAGAUACCAUUAAGUAAAAAGAUGAACCUGAUAGCGCCAGCCAGGAUCGAGUUCCCCGGCGGUUCACAGGCAAUGGAUAGAACUGAACAUGCUCGUCAUAACAAGUCAAUGGACUUUGGAAAACUGAUAAAACGCUCGCGUCUUUCACAAAUCAAUGGCAAAGAAACGGGCUUCGUUGGAGGUUUGUGGCAUAGAAAAUAUGGUAGCGACCGGAAACAUUCUUUACAUAAAGAGAUAAAGUUGAAAAAACGAAAGAAAGAGCACGCGAAAGAAUAUUCUGCUAAAAGCGGUCUUAACUUGUUGGCAGAAUAUGCAGCUAAAUCAUCGACAGAUUUACAGAAAAAGAAGCGAAAAGUCGAGGAAACUAAUGGGUCCACCAAUUUGUCGCCGGAAUCACCAAACAAAAAGAGGAAGCCGGGAAGGCCAAAGAAAUGCGACGUAGUACGACCGGGCGUUACAGAGACGAUUGUUGCGAAGCAGUCUAAACACAUGGAUUUCUUCCGAUGGCAAGCAGACGACACAAAACAAGAAAGAAAAAUAAGCCUGGAAGGUAAAACUCCCCUCAAACCCCUUUACCUUGAUGAAUGGAACGUUAGGAGGAGCGAGCGAAUAUUCCUGAGCGACCCUAGUCCACAAACUAGUCCAAACGCCAUUUCACCUGGCGUUAAAGCCAAACCGGAAGUGAAGAAACAAGAAAAAGACAGGAAACCAAAACAAGAGAAGCAAAAGAAAUCCCAGUCACUUAGUAUGUCGCAAAAAGUGAAAAAGAAAUACUCGACAGGAUUUAGUCAACAUAGAGCAAGGGAGAAAACUACAGAAUUACUUAAGGCAACACGUGAUCGUUUGACCCAGAAACGUCAAGAGAAGAAGAUGAUGCUGAAGACAUCAGUAUGUAAUGAUGACGACAGCGACAGUGACGAUAUUCCACUCAGUUUAUUCAAACCUAAGCCCAAAGUUAAAGUUGAACUGCCACUUUGCACGUUAACAGCAGACGACUUGUGUGACGGUAUCAGAAUACUCGUGUUUAUGGACGGUCUGUUUCACGAGGGGGAACUAAAGGCUAUUCGCCCACCUGAUAUAUAUGGAGCUAUACUAGACAAUGAGAGAAAGACACGCCCACAUUAUUACUCACAAGAAGAAAUACUUAAAGAAGCGAUAAAAGACACGAAACCGUUAAGUGGGGACCAGCUGAAAGAAGGAACCAGGAUAUGUGCUUACUGGAGCCAGCAAUUUAGUUGCCUGUACCCUGGAACUAUUUCAAGAGGGACCCCAAAUCCAAUUACAGACAGAAGUUUAUAUAAUGUUGAGUUUGACGACGGUGAUACAGGGAAAAUUCCGCUAGACCACAUCCGAAUCAUUCCGCAAGAUUUUCCCCAUGUUGAAUAUGACCCAAACCCACUCUUGUUGCUCACGGCACGGCGGAGAACCAUGUCGACAUCAGAAAGUGUUAGCACCGAACCGAAGAAAUCAGUAUCUGAGUCAAGUAAAGACCCAAAGAUAAAACGCGGACCGGGAAGACCGCCUAAGGCUGAACGUUUGAUGUCCAAUGAAUCUAUGGGUGACGAAGAUGUAUUCAUUAGCGAUACACAAAAAGAUCAUGACAAAAAGAACAAAUCAGGAAAUAAGAAUGGUUCAGAUGAAAAGAAAGGCCAAGUUACACUUUUCCGACCACGUGGUCUAUGGGAGUGGUCCGGAAGUUGCACAAAACGUCCCGGUAUGAAAGGAAAGGCAAAGAAAGAAUAUUAUAAAACAGUUGUACGUGCUAGAGAAAGUUUAUCGGUGGGGGAGUGCGCCGUGUUUCUCUCUACAGGGCGGCCAAAUUUGCCGUACGUUGGACGUAUUGAAAGUUUCUGGGAAGGAUGGGGCGGUCAGAUGGUGGUUAAGGUCAAAUGGUUCUAUCACCCAGAAGAGACCAAGGGAGGUAAACGACUGCAAAAUAUGAAGGGAGCACUCUUCCGGUCUGACCACGAAGACGAAAAUGAUGUACAAACCAUUUCUCAUAAAUGUGAAGUCAUUUCCUAUGCGGAAUACAGACGCCGAAUUGACGUCAUUUCUCACGAGGACACCGAUGACGUAUAUUAUCUCGCAGGUUCAUACGAGCCAACGAUAGGUCAUAUUAAGUUUGAACCUGGGGUUGUUUGAGAUACAAAUGAUUUGGGUGACACAGUUACUUAAUUACACGCAAUGACUGCGCGCAAAUUGCAGACGGCAUGGAACGCUAGUGUAAAAGUGUGUUCAGAAUCUAGCAAGUGAUAUGAAAAAAAAAACACGAGAACUUAAGGGUAUGGCCAGACCAAGUGGCAGAGCCAGUACAUGAGCAUCUGCAAUUAAAAAAGAUUGUAUAAACACAUACAUGUACAUGUGUAAUAUAUGCUUACAUGCUUAAUAUUUGGGUGAAUAUCUUGACCUGUUUGUACAGUGCUAAAAUUUGUAUUACAUGAUUUUAGAAACCGGCUAAUAAGUUUGUUGUUAACCGGUCUUUGAUCUUUGAUGAUUAUUUUUACAUGUUUGCCAUAAAUUGCUCUUCUAAAUAUAGAAAUUUAUAAAUAGAUAUGUUUCAAGGCUAAUUUGAUAUUUUCCAAUUGUUUUGUUUCAAUGGUAAUUGUUUUUGUGUAAUAAAUGUAAAUAGAAAGUUGAGGAUGAAUAUCAUGAUUAUAUAGAGUUUGUAAAAUGUAAAUAAGUGUAAAUAGUAGAUCUCAAAGGUCAAAUUCAUAUUCUGUGAAUUCCAAGUCUUUCAUCCUUUCUCUUCCCUAGCAGUUUUAUAUUUUCUGUGUUUAUAGAUUUGUAAAAGGCAAAUGUUUUCAACAUUAUAAAAGAAAUCCAGUGCGAUUUCCAAACUUGUUAAACUUAUUGCAAUAUUAAAACGUGAUUUAACAUUGUGAAAAUACAGCUGAUUAAUGAAAGAUUAAUUUUGAUAAUUUAAUUAUUUGAUGAUUAAAUAAAGGUAUUUAAGAAAUUUUUAUUUUGUAUGACAUUACAGACCAAAUUUUAAUAGAAUUUUAAUUAAGCUAUAGCCCACUUGCGGCAACUGAUUUUACGCAUGCGCAGUAUCGUCUGAUUAUGGUCUGCAAUGUUCGCUAUUCUGUCAGUAUGUAUUUUAUAGAAAAUCUCCCUGUUUAUGAUGAAUGGUUUGUCCAGAUUUAAAGAUUGACAAGUCCAUUUAAUAUAUUUAGGAUGUUAACACCAAAUUGAGAAGUCAACAGUAAUGUCUGGUUAGACUGCAGGCACUGUAGUGAUGUCACGUGAUGUGCAUGUUGUAUUAUAUUUACAUUAACAUGAUCCCUUUUAAUGGAUAUUCUAUAUCAUUUAGGUAUUAUUUUGACUUAAACGUUUAAUUUACAGUAAUGACAAUUUAGUAAAAGUCAAUGACAAUAACUUGUAUUUUUCGUUGUUUGAAUUAUAUUAUAAAAAGUAUUUUCUGUCACGUGACUUUUUCAUGUUUUCACAUUUGUAUUGGAUUUAUUCUAAAUGUUUUCUCUCGUUGUCAUAAAGUUCUUUUCUUGACUGUGUUCAUUCCAAUAUUUGUGUUUGUGUUACUUUAUACGUCUCAAUAUGUUUUUGCAAGUAUUUCUUUAAAGAAUACAAAAUAUAUGUUAAAUUGUUUCAUUUUAAGCUAGCAAUUUGUAUAUGUCAGCAUAGAACCAGUUAUUUACGACCACUUGUACAUUGAAAUCAUCUGUCCUUUGAGGUCAUUUGUAUUUGUAUGUUAAACGCAAAUGUUGAAUUUCCACAUGUGAAUUCAAAAUUCUUUUUCACAGACGCAAAGGUUUUGCUUUUGCAAGGGUGGUCUUUAAUAUAGUUUCUUUUCGCUUCAUAUCUUCAUAAUCAUUACAUUUAUUAAUCAGUCAUGCAUAAUGUUAUGUUAAACAUGUAUAUAUAUCACUUGUAUUUAUUUUUAUCACAGUAGAAAAUAUGUUCCAUAAACGUUACGAAUAUUUCAUUUUGUAAAGUUUUGAAGCAAGGGAGGCCACUCUGCAUAAUAACCCAUUAACAUUUAUUUGUAGUCGAAGACCUUCCCACUCACAUUUACACUCCCAUGGGUAGUUUUAAAAAACACACAGUUAGUAUGUGUUCAUUUUCAUUUAUAUGCCAUUCAGUAUAUAAAAAGGCGGUGUUGCUUUUUUAAAAAUGUCCUUUUUAAUAGUUUAUGUCUCAUUUUAAGUCUACAAUUUAUUUUGCAAGAAAGCAAUCUAAUAUAAACUUUUUAGUUUUAUGAAUAACAUUAUUGCUUAAAGGCCAAUUAUGCCUCAGAAAUACUUUUAUUUUAUGUUCUCAAAAGCUUUUAAUUUAACGUGUCCUGUUACAGUCUCCAAAAAGUAACUAUAUUGGCCAAUUACCUGAGCCAUUUAAUCCUUCUGUGGCUUUUUAGCAAUUUAAGUAAUAUCGAUUUAUUAAUUUGUUUAGAAGUCUAAAUACUUCUUUGUUAACAUUAUGUUACUUUUAUAACAAAUAGUUUUAUAUUCAGCACGUCUUUCUUCAAGUGAUAAGCAUGUGACAUACCCUUAAACCAUUAUUUGAACAUUAUAAAACUCAUGUCUGCCUUUUAUGCGGAAAUACUUAUUUGUUUCUGAGGCGUAAUGUGCCUUUAAAGAAAAUCUUCUAUUCUUUUUACAAAAAAUAUUUAUAAAUAAACUUGUUACAUUUAAGAAAUUAAUGUUAAAAAGCGUUUUCGAAAUCGACAAUAUUCGUAAAAUGUACAAAUCUUUCUCUUGAUUAUAAACUCUGAAAUGUAAUCAUAUUUCGCGAGUUUUAUACAUAGGUAUUUCAUGUACAUGAAUGUUGAAAAGGAAAAUAUGCUGUUUGUAUGUAAAACAAAAACAUGUGCCUUACUUUGUGUGCUAGGUGUAUGACCGUUUGUUUGGGUGAUUGUUUGGGAUCUGUAUUACGUAGAAAGAAAAAUAAUCAUUUUCAAGAUGUAUGAUUUCAGAUUUUGUAAAGAAAACUUUAAUAAAUCUGUUACCACAUCAUUUAAAAGAAUGCAUGUUUACCAAUUUAACACGUUUAAAAUUUUAGAAACUAUUACUGAAAGUAAAAAAAAAAUUUAAUCUUUCAUUGUGGGUUUUCUGUGUAUGUGUUUUUUGAAUGUUUUUAUCACUUUUUUUCAACAAUAAAAAAAACAAUACCAUUUUGAAUCAAGUUUUAUUGAAAAAAAAAGAAAUAUAAGGAUUUUUCUCUUAUCUUUUUUAUUGAAAAAAUAUAGGUAUGGAAUGUAUGAGACUGCGAGAUGAUAGAUCUACAAUGUCUUCUAUGUUUUCCGUUACAUAUAUGAAUGAAACCAUAUUAAAAAAUUAUGAUAAUUCGAGGUGACAUUGUUUUUAUUCUUGUACUAGAUACAUGAGAGUGAUUGAUACUGGUUUAUAUUUGUUCACAUUCUGUUCGUUUAAAGUGUCAUUAUUUCUCAUUUUUUCAUAGGCAAGAUAAGCUGUAUUGACUAUAUAUUUCAAAAGAUUAACUGUUAUAAUGGUGAUGGACCAACACUUGAUACUGGGAAGUGAUCAGGAAAGAAUAUAAAGCUGCCAAAAUGCAGCGUCACGACAAAACCAACAUAAUGGGUUUGCGACCAGCAUGAAUCCAGACCAGCCUGCGCAUCCGCGCAGUCUGAUCAGGAUCCACGCUGUUCGCUUACGAACCAUAUAACAAGACGAGAAACUGAUAGCGAACAGCAUGGAUCCUGAUCAGACUGCGCGGAUGCGCAGGCUGGUCUGGAUCCAUGCUGGUCGCAAACCCAUUAUGUUGGUUUUGUCAUGACGCGGCUCAUAUAUAAAAAAGACUGACCUAUUCUAUUUAUAAAUUGAACCUACAUGUAACUUCCCAUGGAUAUUUACAGAAUUUUCUUGUGCCACGUGAGUAAUUUAUUGUUUCUGCGAAGAAAAAUUUUUAAUUGAAAGGAAUUAUGACACGUCUGCGAAGAAAAAUUUUUAAUUGAAAGGAAUUAUGACAGAAUGUAAACUUAUUUUGACUUUUACCUGUUCACUCACUAUUUACCCUUGGAUGGGCAUAAUGUCACUUUUAAUAAAGGAGUGAAAUAAAACUGUUAAAAGCGAAAAGGAUAUUUGUACUCUUAGCGUUCUUUCUUUCCAUUUACUUAAAAGUGCUAGGUCAUUAUAACUCAUUACUUUAACUGUUAACAUUAAAGAUGGACAUUUUAUGUUGCUUUUUUGUCAUGUCAAUAUAUUUUUUUCAUCUGAAACGUUAUUAGUAGUAUCUCCUUUGUCAUGAAAAUAAAUAUUUUUAUUUUAUCUGAAAAUGAAAUAGAAACGUCUUUAGUAGUAUAGUUUAAUUUGUUUAAUCGAACGUUUUGUCAGUAUUUAUGUUUUAAUUUUUUUGUUUGCAUGCACAUGUAUUAUUUACUACAUUGAUAUGAAUGUGAUAUAAAUGAUUAUGUGCUUUAUUGUUGGUUUGAUUGUUUUCUUUUAUUUUUUUUCUGUAUAUUUUAUGUUUGUUAUUUCUUUUAUGUUUAUUUUACGGCUUUAAUGCUAUACAAAUUUUACUUACCAUGCACUAUAUGUUUUAGUAUCGCUAUAAGUGCUUAUAUGUUAUCAAAUUUGAUUAGCAAACUAUCAUUUUUACAUUUUUUUCUCAUCUUUUUAUUUCUCAUACUUUUUGAAGAAGAAAAAAUAGCAUUUGUUGAUAGUGUUCAUACAUUUAUGAUAAUAUUGUUACGUGAUUUUAAAGAUUGUUAUGUGAUGAAUAAUAACGAAACUUUUGAAUAAAGUUUCUAAAAUA
This is a messenger RNA of Ruditapes philippinarum (Manila clam), 12084 nucleotides long. RefSeq lists its product as uncharacterized. The coding region runs from base 505 to 7500 and encodes 2331 amino acids. The record is from RefSeq and is a predicted model, not a curated record. Lineage: Eukaryota; Metazoa; Mollusca; Bivalvia; Venerida; Veneridae. The transcript is spliced from 31 exons. Gene Ontology annotation, molecular function: chromatin binding; DNA binding.